Ogataea philodendri is the source of this 1929-nucleotide messenger RNA. RefSeq lists its product as uncharacterized. Gene Ontology annotation, molecular function: GTP binding; GTPase activity; calcium ion binding. The record is from RefSeq and is a predicted model, not a curated record. Gene Ontology annotation, cellular component: mitochondrial outer membrane. The coding region runs from base 1 to 1929 and encodes 642 amino acids. Gene Ontology annotation, biological process: regulation of mitochondrion organization; small GTPase-mediated signal transduction; mitochondrion organization. Lineage: Eukaryota; Fungi; Ascomycota; Pichiomycetes; Pichiales; Pichiaceae. The transcript has a single exon.
AUGGACUCUAUACGAGUAGUCAUUUGUGGAGACGAAGGAGUGGGGAAAAGCAGCUUGAUCACUACGCUUGUCAAGGAGACGUUUGUUCCAAACAUUCAGCAUGUUAUCCCGCCGAUUAAUAUACCCAAAGAUUUUUCAGGGUCUCCAUACUCCCCCAAAUCAAGUGUCUUGAUAGAUACUUUAUCGUCCGAUAUGAGUAGCGUCCAGGACCAGAUCCGGCUGUCGGACGUGAUAUGGCUUGUAUUUUCUGACCACUACACAUACGAACGGAUAUCUCUGUACUGGAUCCCGAUGUUCAGAUCAAUGGGGGUGAAUCUGCCUGUUGUGCUAUGCAACAACAAAUCCGACCUUGACCAAUUACCCGAUGAGAGCGAGACGGUUCUCAAUGAGCAGUUCAUACCUUUGUUAAAAGAGUUCAAAGAAAUAGAAGCAUGUGUUCGAUGCAGUGCAAAGGAUAACUAUAACGUCAACCAGGCAUUUUAUCUCUGUCAAAGAGCUGUCACGCACCCAAUCGCCCCAUUGUACGAUUACAAAGAGAGUAACCUGAAACCACUCGCCAUAAACGCACUAACAAGAGUUUUCUACCUUUGUGACAAGGAUCAGGAUGGCCUUUUGAACGACUCAGAGUUUUUGCAACUGCAACAGAAGUGCUUCCACAAGUCAAUGGACAUUCACGAACUAACCUCAUUGAAAAGUACUUUGAACUCUGCCCUUCCUGGAACUGCCACUGAUGCAGGAAUAUCCGAGGAAGGGUUUCUAGCUUUAAAUAAGCUCUAUGCCGAGUCCGGCCGUCAUGAAACUAUAUGGGGCAUCCUCAGAGCUUACCACUACACUGAUUCUUUAUCUAUCGACGACAAGAUACUGUAUCCCAAGCUGGACGUUCCUGUUGGAUCGAGUGUCGAAUUAUCUCCAAAGGGCUACAAAUUCUUGGUCGACUUGUUUCUGUUGUUUGACAAGGACAAUGAUGGUGGAUUGAACGAUGAUGAACUGACCCAGUUAUUCUAUCCCACACCGGGAGUUCCGAGAUCGUGGCAGGAAUCAAACUUUCCUCGAACUGUGGUUUGCAACGAGCAGGACUAUGUUACUCUUCAGGGAUGGCUGGCACAGUGGUCCAUGACCACCUUCCUCGAUUAUAAAGUCACCUUGGCCUACCUGGGAUAUUUUGGCUACGAAGACAAAUCUGCCAAUGGGAAAGUAUCAAGUACGACUACCGCUUUGAGAAUCACCAAGUCUAGGAAAAUGAAGAAACGCAACAACCGUUUAUAUAGGGGAGGUGUCUCCGAUAGAACUGUUUUCAACUGUUUCGUUCUGGGUGCACCAGGUUGUGGCAAAACAUCUUUGAUGGAAUCAUUCCUCGGAAGGCACUACAGCGACUUUCACUCUCCAACAAUCCAGCGAAACGUUGCAGUUAACAAUGUCGAGUUGAUUGGAGGAAAACAAUGUUACUUAAUUCUCGAAGAACUUGGAGAGCUUGAACCAGCCAUUUUGGAGAACUCUCGCAAACUGGAUACAUGUGAUGUGCUUUGUCUUGCCUAUGACUCGUCUGAUCCCGAGUCGUUCCAACACCUAAUUGAGCUCCGCCAAGCUUAUCCUAACCUGGAUCGUAUUCCAAUGGUUUUCGUUGCUCUCAAGGCGGAUCUUGAUCGUCAACAACAGAGAUGCGACAUUCAACCAGAAACAUAUACACGCGCGCUAUUUUUACCUGCGCCUUUGCAUAUCUCUUCGAGCUGGGCAUCGUCGUUAACUGAGCUUCUUGUACAUUUGGUGAACUCUGCUGCAGAGCCACGCAGUGCCACGGCAGGACUGGAGCCUGAACCAGCGGACACAGAGAACAUCAUUAAUCCAUUUGUGAUUGGUUCCAGUGCCGUUGGGUUCAUGGUGAUUGUUUCUGUAUGGUAUUUACGAAAGUCUAUAGUUGGUGAGAGGUGA